Messenger RNA from Coregonus clupeaformis (lake whitefish), 1037 nucleotides. Its product is annotated as lysozyme g-like. Bases 188 to 655 code for a protein of 155 amino acids. The record is from RefSeq and is a predicted model, not a curated record. Gene Ontology annotation, cellular component: extracellular region. Gene Ontology annotation, molecular function: lysozyme activity. Gene Ontology annotation, biological process: defense response to Gram-positive bacterium; peptidoglycan catabolic process. NCBI's taxonomy places the organism in Eukaryota, Metazoa, Chordata, Actinopteri, Salmoniformes, Salmonidae. The transcript is spliced from 4 exons.
GUUAUAAAAAACAGUGUUGCCUACAGGAGGUCAGUUAUGCACGGACAGAGGCAACAACUAUCUGGGAGAAAGUAGAAGUGCGAGGAAUAAGUCAGGCAUAUUUGUCACAUUUGCAACAGCAGCACCUAGCUGAGCUUUAGUCUAUCAAUUUUGAGGAAUCUACAGUUUCAAUAAUCAAAACUUCAACAUGGGAUCUCACGAAAUGGCAGAUGAACUGCAAUACAUGAACAAGUAUAAGUCUAUCAUAAAGCGGGUCGGGCAAAAGCAUGGAGUGGCGCCAUCCAUCAUAGCUGGUAUCAUCUCUCGAGAGACCAGGGCUGGGACAGGAGCAGGACUGGUCAAUGGUUGGGGGGACAAUGGAAAUGGGUUUGGACUCAUGCAGGUUGACAAAAACUGGCACAAGCCACGGGGGAGAUGGGACAGUGAGGAACAUCUCAGUCAAGCAACUGAGAUUCUCGUUGAUAUAAUCGGAUCGGUCCGGAGUAAAUUCCCUUCAUGGACCGCAGAGCAGCAGCUGAGAGGAGGAUUAGCGGCCUACAAUACGGGUCUGGAUAAUGUCCACUCAUACAGCAGAGUGGAUGAGAACACCACUGGGGGGGACUACUCCAGGGAUGUUCUUGCCAGAGCUACAUUUUACAGAAGCAAUGGUUAUUAAAGUCAACUCAGUGGUUGCCUAGCAGUCUGAUUCAGACCAUUGUGAAGAAAAUGACAUAUCCUUUACUACCUUAUCGAAACUUAGGCUGAUGUUUAAUUGUUAAUUAAUUAUGAUUCAUUAAUCCAGUAUUUACUCAUCCUUGCCCUUGGGUGCACAUUUUUGUUUUUGGCCUAGCACUAACACCCUUGAGUCAACUCAUCAUCAAACCUUUAGUUGGGAAGCACAGAUUUAUAACAUUCUAGUUCAUAUGAUUUUCCAAUCCCAAUGUAAUAAGAAAUGUUUCUGACCUAUUUGUGCUCCCUGCGAUUGUCUUGCACCAUCACUAUGUAUUGAAAUAACAUGACUAGCUACAACCUUAAAAAUAAAACGUAUGAUUACAGUC